AUGGCUGUCAUGGACGUCGAUGAGUUCAUCUUCUCAACAAACUGGAUAGGAUUAGAGAAGCCAUCAAAAUCUUUGCUAGAGCCCGUCAUUUCUGUUGAUGAUAGCGUUGGCCAAAUAUACCUUCCGUGUUAUGAUUUUGCCCCCUCGGGCCAAACAGCACAUCCACCAGAGGGGGUCUGCCAGGGCUACACGUGCCGGUUGAAGAACCCGCAGCGGCACAAAUCCUUGGUCCGUCUCAACGCUGUGGAACCAUCCCUCAUGAAUGUGGUCCAUCAUUUUAAGCUCAAGCCUGAUUUCAAAAGCAUCUGGACCGCGUUCGCACGUAUUAACCACUACAAAUACCAAGCUUGGUCGGAGUUCAAAAUCAAGUUCAAGAGGCGCGUGUCUGCUUAUGUUGCUGAUUGGAAAGAUCCGAUCAACCUCGACUCAAAGGACCGGGCUCCCGGCUUAGGAGUUGAUGACACCGAACCAGAUGGCUGGGCCCAAAAAUACUGCGAGGUUAAAGACAAUAUCCUUCAGCUGUUAACUGCAAGAUGGUUUGGUGUCGGAUUUGGGAACCCUCAUUAG
Triticum turgidum subsp. durum (durum wheat) is the source of this 567-nucleotide messenger RNA. The record is from the annotation of a GenBank genome assembly. Lineage: Eukaryota; Viridiplantae; Streptophyta; Magnoliopsida; Poales; Poaceae.